GUUACAUAACCUACACAAACUUACAUGACCUAUACAAACAUGUAGGUGGACCCUGGGGCUACACAACCAACUCAAGAUCCUUCUCUUGAUAUUAGACUCCAUCCUCCCCGCCCCCUUUCCGCGCUCCUGUCUCCCACGCACAAGCCAAAUCCAGCGAGCACCAUGCCAGUCAAGCCGAUCACACCUGGCCUCACGCCAUCGCUCAGCAAGUACCUGGAACAGCGGACCCAGGAGUACCGGGAUCUAUCCGCAGCCAGGUCCACGGGACGGAACAGCUACGACUACCCGCCCGCGAACUGGCCGGCUGACCGAUGCCUGCUGACUCGGCUGCCUCGAGAGCUGCUGUUCCUCGUGUUCGACUGUCUGUACCAGGCCGACCUCUACCACCUGGCCGUGACCUGCCGCUACCUGGCAGCUCUGGCGCUGGAUCUGCUAUACAGCCGCGACAUAUCUGACUUCGACUGCCUCGCGCUUCGGUGGGCUUGCACCUUCGACAUCGCCCCGACGCUGGAACGCACUCUCAGCUACGGAGCCCCCGUCGACCAUGCCUUCCGUGAGCGUUCCCACCUGGGAUGCCGCUGGGUCAUAGACAUGACCGCCGUCGGCGCGACGUGCAGCACUCCGCUCACCACCGCCAUCGGCGCCAACGGCUCCGAAACUAUCCGCUUGCUCGUCGCUCGCGGCGCCAAUGUCAACACGCCAGAUCCUCGGACGUCACAUGUCGGCUGCGGGGGCGUUCACGAAGUCUUGUUCCCCAUACACCUUGCCAUGGGCACUCCCGACGGUCCUCCCUCUGGCAGAUUCCAGCCUGGGAAUCCUACAAUCGUCCGCCAGCUUCUCGACGCCGGGGCCGACCCGAACCAGGAGUCAGUGUGCCAUUACCCAGCCGACCCCGCCGAGAUGGUGCGACACGUCACGCCACUCAUACUGGCCAUGCAGCCCCAGGUCCCGGUCGAGACGGUCCGUUUGCUCCUAGAGCGCGGUGCUCACCCGACAUUGCCCGGCGUCUAUCGAACAUCGAGUUCCUUCACUGGCAUUGAGCAGCUCCCCUCUGAGUUUCGGGCACGUGCCCCGCUUGACUUCAUGUUGCCGCCGGAUCGCUUUCGUGGCCACCUCGUCUUCCCGCUUGACUUGGACAAAAUACGGAUCUUGCUUGCCUACGGGGACGUGAACGAGCUGUGCUAUGUCCAACCCAGGCUCAGCGCCUGGCUUCCGGACGAGCUAGACGACCGGGUACCGGUGCUUUACAACCAUUGGGAUCAUCGCCAAGCUGCCGAUAUCCUUAACCUGUUCAUCGCGGCCGGAGUUAACAUCGCUGAUUGGGCCGAGAAGGCUCACUCCCCGAUCCUGUCCGUCAUCUGGUGGGCUGAGGACGAGAUCAGGCUGCCGAGACGCGACGGCGCACUCGAACAAAGGCAUAGUAUCAUGAGCAGAGCUGUCGAGAUGAUCACGCUUUUGGCCGAGGCUACGCUGGUCGAGCCUUCUGCUGCAGGCCGGUCGCUCCGAAACUCAAGCAUCAUCGACGCGGUGGCGCGCCUGGACAGACCGGAAACGAAUCUGUGGAGGACGGGCCAGACGCCCCUCCGCUACCUGUGCAGCCCGCUCCGGAGCGUGGAUCUUACGGAACUCGUCCCCUUGCUGCUCCGCUACGGAGCCGACAUCAACGGCGCCGACGCCGGGCCCCCCACAGACCACGGCCUCGCCGACAUCAACAGCGACGACGCCGGGCGCCGCACCGCCCUCCACCUCGCCGUCAUGUUCGGCUGCGGCGCCGCGGCGCACAGCCUCCUCGGCUUCCUCGGCGGACCCACUUCCUCCGGGCUCACCGUCGACGCCCGUGACGGCCACGAUUGGACCCCGCUCCAUCACGCGUGCCUGUUCGGCUUCUGGCGCGACCGCGCCCGCCAGUGCGCGGCCGCGCGGCUGCUCUUGGACCACGGCGCCGACGUGCAUGCGCGCACCCACCGCGGGUGGACGCCGCUCGCCUUCGCCGUCCUCGCUGCCAACCCGGAGACACCGACCGGGCGACCCCGCUGCGGGACAUGGCCGUCGAGGUGGCGCGCGUCCAGGCGGACAUCGCCGCGAUGCUUGUGGAUCGACUGGGCGCUGCGGCGGUUAAACCGCCGCCGGAGUCGGAUCAGCAGGGCCUGGUGUCCCGGUUCGUGGAGUGGCAAAUCCACCCUUAGGUGCCGGAACAUCUCCCCAUCGUGUUCUGCGCGUACCUCGGGGACGUCGGCGGGACCCACUGGACCUUUGACCGGGACAUCGAGAUCGUGUUCGAGGCGAUGGGUCAGCUUGGAUUCGGCUACUUCGCGCCGUACGAACCUUUGGAGGAGUAAAGCAUUUGUGGUUUGGGGAGGGCGAUCGGCCCUCGCGCGCCAGUGUGAUGCACUCUCGUUCGUUCGGUCGUGCCUUGGCUUGCUCUGUGGGGGAUCUGAACGCGCGAAGAGGUUGUUCUCGUCGCUGCAUAUCUGCGCGCGGCGACGUGCACCCACCCGCUGGAAGGAUGGGGGAAGAAUUGGGGUUGCUUCGUCCGAUGGGAAGUGUGUUCAACUGGAACAAGACUAAAAAAAG
This is a messenger RNA of Thermothielavioides terrestris NRRL 8126, 2574 nucleotides long. RefSeq lists its product as uncharacterized. Bases 163 to 2568 code for a protein of 801 amino acids. Lineage: Eukaryota; Fungi; Ascomycota; Sordariomycetes; Sordariales; Chaetomiaceae. The transcript has a single exon. Gene Ontology annotation, molecular function: protein binding. The record is from RefSeq and is a predicted model, not a curated record. Gene Ontology annotation, cellular component: nucleus; cytoplasm.